Hibiscus syriacus is the source of this 905-nucleotide messenger RNA. Its product is annotated as probable transcription factor At5g28040. NCBI's taxonomy places the organism in Eukaryota, Viridiplantae, Streptophyta, Magnoliopsida, Malvales, Malvaceae. The record is from RefSeq and is a predicted model, not a curated record. The transcript has a single exon. Bases 48 to 776 code for a protein of 242 amino acids. Gene Ontology annotation, cellular component: nucleus. Gene Ontology annotation, biological process: regulation of DNA-templated transcription.
GAGUCCUAACCACUCCCAAAGGAAAGAGAAAAGAAAAAGGAGUAGGCAUGGCUUCCAACCCAUCACAGCCCUUUAAACCCUCAGCCUCCAAACUCCCAAUCAAGCGCAAAGCCCCUCAACACGAAUUCCAACCCAUCAUCCUCCCCAAACCCCACACCCCUCCUUUCAAAUUCCAGCGAAUCUGGUCUGAGCCCGACGAGAUCCGUUUCCUCCAAUCCCUCCUCCGAUCCCCUUCCCUCUCUUUCCCCAAAGACCUCCCUUUUUUCUACUCUUCCUUCUCCCACUCCAUGUCCCAUCCUUACACCAAAUCCCAGCUCUCCGAAAAGCUUAGAAGACUCCGGAAGAAGUUCAGGGUCGUCUCCUCUAGGCUUGCACGAGGGUUGAACCCUUCUUCUCUCUCCCUUCAUGAUCGGGCUUUGUUUGAUCUUUCACGAAGGCUUUGGGGUCCUGAGUUCGCUUCCACUUCCCCUUUCGGUAACAACUCUCCCGGGUUUUCGCAGGAUCAUGAAAUCAAUAGCGUUCCUGGGAAUGUGCUUGAUGAAGGUGGCGUGAAUGGUAAUAAGUUUGAUGGCGAGGCAAUUGAUGGGGUCUUGGGAAAAAGCGUGAUGAAUGCGUUUGAUGAGUGUUUCAAUGAGGCUCGGAUGAUCUUCGUGAAGCAGGGUGUGAUUUGCUUCGAUACGACGGAGAAGAAGUGGAAGGAGCAAAGGGUCUCGGAAUUUGAUGCGUUGGGGAGUCGCUUGAGGUUGGUUAUAGAGGAUUCUCUGAAUAGGCGAUGAGUAUUUCUUCUAAAACUGGUGGAAUAUUGUUCAUCAGUUGAGAUGAUGAAGUUUGUAUAUUCCGGCCCUUUUGUUGAUAAGUUCUCAGUUUGGUCUACACUAUAUGUUUUCUAUGUUCUUUCAUAUUGC